Populus trichocarpa (black cottonwood) is the source of this 1233-nucleotide messenger RNA. RefSeq names its product 50S ribosomal protein L6, chloroplastic-like. Lineage: Eukaryota; Viridiplantae; Streptophyta; Magnoliopsida; Malpighiales; Salicaceae. The record is from RefSeq and is a predicted model, not a curated record. Gene Ontology annotation, molecular function: structural constituent of ribosome; rRNA binding. Gene Ontology annotation, cellular component: ribosome. Gene Ontology annotation, biological process: translation.
AUGACUGAAGAAUUAACUGCUCUGCACAAAAACCAGACAUGGAUACUGGUUCCUCGCACUCUUGAUAUGCAUGUUAUCAUAUCCAAAUGGGUACUCAAGACAAAGCUCAAACCUGAUGGCUCUCUAGAUCGGCUGAAAGCAAGGGUUGUUGCCAAAGGUUUUCAUCAAAUUGAUGGCAUUGACUUUAUUGAAACGUUCUCACCUGUUGUCAAACCAAGCACCAUUCGUGUCGCACGUGCAAGACGUCGCGGCGAUCUUCCACCCUCGAUUGUCAAUUUGAGAUCUGUAUUUUUGGACGAAAGAAGCGGAAUUUGUGUACCUAGUGUUCCUGUAACUCGUGUUGGUUUCUCGAGAGAGAUUAUAGAAUGUAAGGAGUCGUGGAUAGGGAAGCAACCAGUUCAAGUUCCAUUUAAUGUGACAAUCACAUUGGAAGGCCAGAAUUUAAAAGUAAAGGGUCUAUUGGGGGGACUUUCAAGGAAUUAUCCACAAGAAGUAAAGAUUGAGAGGGACGAGAAUGGAAUCCUUCAGGUCAAAAAGGCUGUGGACACUAGAAUAGCAAACCAAAUGCAUGGACUUUUCAGGACACUUACCAACAACAUGGUGGUGGGAGUAUCUAACGAUUUUGAGAAGAGACUUCAACUAGUUGGUGUCGGUUAUCGUGCAAACAUAGAAGGAAAAGACUUGGUGUUAAGUCUGGGGUUCUCUCAUCCAGUUAGGAUGACAACCCCUGGUGACCUACAAGUGAAGGUGGAAGAGAACACCAGGAUUGCUGUCAGUGGAAAUGACAAGUGCUCCAUUGGUGAGUUUGCCGCUUCAAUUCGGAGAUGGAGACCCCCUGAACCAUAUGAAGGUAAGGGUGUGAGGUAUGCCAAUGAAGUUAUAAGAUUAAAGGAAGGGAAAGCAGGGAAGAAGAAGUGAUAACUGUAUUUCUUUCAUUCUAUCUUGUCGUCUCAGGGUUUUGCUCAUUUGUAUGCAUCAACAAUGUGGAAUGUAUUAUACUAACAGUAACUCAUUACUAUUAUACCCCUUCUCUUUUAUUUGCAAUGAUUACAAGUUGUAUUUCCAAACUCCCAAGUCCCAAUUAAGGUUAUGAGUCUUAUGACCAUGGGACCUUUGAGGUUGGAAUGUGGCUAAGUUUUAAUUAUUGCUUUUAGUAAUAGAGUUUUAGGGGUAUUUGUGGAAAAGAAGCAAAGAUGCAUUGAGAAUUUCAUUUUAGUCCUUAAUUUGAUGCAA